UCGAUCACGUAGGCCUAGCCUAGAGUGCCGAUCACUUGGCGUUCUAAUUCGACAAUCCAGACUCGCCAUGCUGACGAUCCGAGAAGUCGGUUUCGAAUGAAAACAUAAAUUUGGGAGCUGAAUGAGCAAACUGUCAUUAUUAGAUAAGUGCUGCCGAAGAAGACUCACUGUGAUAAGAUGGCUUUGUGCAUGAAAGGUAUCCUCACUUCUGUUUCUGUGAUUGGAAGGCAGAUCAGGACUCUGAAUUCAACUUCUUCUUUAAAGACAAAGAUAUGGUACAGUACUGCAGCCAAGCCUGCUCCUCAGACAAGCGAGUCCCCUGGGCCAGGUCCAGUGGCCAAGAAGAGCUACAAAUUUGUGAUAGUUGGAGGAGGAACUGGAGGGCUGGCAGCUGCAAGCUUUUUAUCCCGAAAGUUUGGACAAGGUCAUGUUGCAGUGGUUGAACCUGCUGAGCAUCAUUUCUACCAGGCAAUGUGGACAAUGGUUGGUGGAGGGAUCAAAACCAAGGAGCAGUCAAUGCGCACCAUGGCAUCUGUCAUGCCAAAAAAAGUGGACUGGAAGAAGGAUAGAGCUAUUACCUUUGACCCAGAGAACAAUCUAAUAACUACCGAGAGUGGCACCAACCUGGAAUAUGAGUACCUUGUUGUUGCUAUGGGUCUUCAGUUGAACUUUCACGCUCUGAAAGGUCUGACUGAAGCCCUGGCUGAGGACCCUAUGGUAUGCUGCAACUACUCCUAUGACACAGUAGACAAGACUUAUAAGGCUCUGCAGAACUUCAAGUGUGGUAAUGCUAUCUUCACUUUCCCCAAUACCCCGGUUAAAUGUGCAGGAGCCCCACAGAAAGUCAUGUACCUUACAGAGGAUUACUUUAGAAAGAAUGGGAAACGGGAUCAAGCAGAAGUGAUGUACAUCACUCCUCAGGCUGUCAUAUUUGGUCCACCCAAGUAUGCUGCAAGUCUGAGAAAGAUUUGUGAAGAGAGAGACAUCAAGGUGCACUACAAACACACACUGGUCGAGAUCAGACACGAAAAGAGAGAGGCAGACUUCCAAAUUGAGGAUGGUGAAAUCUUAACUUUCCCUUAUGAGAUGAUCCAUGUUCCUCCUCCCAUGGGACCUCCAGAUGUGCUCAAGGCUAGCCCACUGGUUGAUGAAACUGGCUUUCUGACUGUCAACAAGACUACCUGUCAACACAUCAAGUACCCCAAUAUCUUUGGACUUGGUGAUUGCACUGAUAUACCAACGUCCAAGACAGCUGCUGCUGUAGCUGCUCAGACUGGGACUCUGAAGAAAACCAUAUCAUCAGUCAUGCAUGGACAUAAGCCUCAAGCAACUAUCUGUGAGAGGUUGGAGUACUUCUGCACACCGCGGAAUGAACCGUCUGUAGAAAUUGAUCAGCCCGAGGAACUCUCGUAGUUUGGUAAGUGAUGUAGGUAUCAGAAAAUCAUGGAUGAUCUUCACCUUGUCACUAAGCGGCUGUAUUCCUUCUGAGUCAACUUUAUGCCCUAGAAAGGACAGUAAGGGUACUCCGAACUGACACUUAGCGGGGUUGAGAAUGUUUCCAUACUCUUGCAGGCGGUCAAAGAGUAGACGGAGAUGUGUCUCGUGUUCGUCUUUGGUAGUACUAGCAACCAGAAUAUCGUCGAGAUAAACAUAGACGAAAGGAAGACCGCGAGUGACAUCAUCCAUCAAUCUUUGGAAUGUCUGAGCUGCAUUGCGGAGACCAAACAGCAUCCUUACAAACUCAAAUAAUCCAAAAGGCGUGGUUAUAGCUGUCUUGUGGAUAUCGCUAGGCUCGACUGGGAUCUGAUGAUAUGCCCUGAUGAGAUCAAUCUUUGAAAAGAUUGUCUUGCCACUAAGUGACGCAGAGAAAUCUUGCAAAUGAGGAAUAGGGUAUCUAUCAGGAAUAGUACGAGCAUUAAGCAUGCGAUAAUCUCCACAAGGUCGCCAGUCCCCUGGUGUCUUCUUCGGAACCAUGUGCAAGGGACUUGACCAGUUGCUAUCAGAUUGUCUGAUAAUGCCGAGUUCAAGCAUGUGUUCAAACUCUGCCUUGGCAAUCUGCUGCCGAUCCGGAGCAAGCCGACGAGGGCGGGCUGAAGCAGGUGGGCCUCGAGUUUGGAUAUGGUGGGUGGUUGUAUGCUUGACUUCUGAGUGCUUAUAUACUGGCCGGGUGAUGUCAGGAUACUCACAAAGAAGGGAGUGGAAAUGCUCCAAAGUAUCUUGCUUGACAUACACCGGGCUAAUGAUGCCUGUGUAUGUACCAACUCCCUGUACUGUAAGAGUGGUGGUGGUGUCUAUCAGCCGUCGAUGUUUGAUGUCGACUAAUAGUCCAUAAUUAUCAAGGAAAUCGGCUCCCAAGAUAGGUGUAGGUAUGUCCGUGACAACAAAAAUCCAACGAAAAACUCGCCACAACCCAAGAUCAAGAGUGAAAGAUCUCUGGCCAAAAGUCUGAAUGGGUGACUUGUUAACAGCUUGAAGUUGGAUAUUUGUUGCACUUACCAUUGCCGAUUUUCCUAACAUGGAUUGAGGGAAAAUAUUAACUUCGGCCCCAGUAUCAACAAGAAAACGCGUGCCUGAUUGUUUAUCAUGAACAAAGAAAAGGCGACUGGGUUGAAUGGUGCCAAGUGAAUUAGUCGCCGCUAUUCCUUGGCGGGCCGUUUCCCUGGACAUAUCCAGGGCGGCUUUGUCCUGCUGAGUAUGAGCAAGGACUUAUGCAUUUCUGGGCUAGUUUGCCAUGCUUUCAGUGGUACCAACAUUCAGCCCCAGCAUGUUGUUGAUGCCGACUCGGGCUACGGGAAGCUGAUUGGCGAUGGCCGGAAUUCUUCGGACCUCUCUGUCGACUGCGACUUCUGCGGUCCUCUUGUAGAGAGCAAGUCAAGGCUUGAACCUGAGCAGCCAGUUGAGCUACCUGGGUAGAAAGUCGAUGUACUUCUCCAGAGUCAUUGGGAGUGGCGCAAGCGUAAGUCUGCGCUGGCGCCUCUUUAGGUAAGACAUGAGAAAUAGUAGGCGGACCAGCAACUUCAACAAUUUUGUCGGCUAAUGCCGCCAGCUCAACCAAGCUAACAUCAUCGCUUGUGGAAGCAAGAAUCAGCUGUACAUUGGUUGGCAGGCGUUGCAAAAAUAAUUGCUUCAGUAUACUAGUUUCCAAAGUACUAGAGCCUAAUAAUUGUUGCAUUCUCCCAAGGAGUUGGGAGAGCGACCUAUCGCCUAACUCUUCACUCGUCAGCAAUUUGUUUAGACGCUUUUGCUCAGAGACAGAAGUUCGCUUAACCAGUGCUGCUUUUAGUAUCUUGUACGGCUCUGUUUGGGGAGGGGCAAUUAAAAUAUCGCGCACCUCUAGAGCUACCUCUGGUUGUAAUGAGGCGACAACAUAAGCAAACUUUGUAGACUCAAGUGAUACACCUCUAGUUUGAAACUGAGCCUCAACCUGAGCAAACCAAAUAUCAGGAUCAUGUGCCCAAAAUGGUGGAAGCUUUAAACUAACAUAUGAGACUUGAGGGGAUGGCUCAGAAGCCUCACUAGGUAAUGCAUUGCUAUCGGUAUCAGGCAUGAAAAUGACGAUGACAAGGUAGAUUAGAUCAACAGAAGAAAAAAAAUCUGGAUCACGUCGGGGUCACCAGUUUAGGGAAUUUAAUCACCUAAAUAAAAGAAAUAGAAAUAGAU
Strongylocentrotus purpuratus (purple sea urchin) is the source of this 3660-nucleotide messenger RNA. It is a transcript of the gene sqor, whose product is annotated as sulfide:quinone oxidoreductase, mitochondrial-like. Gene Ontology annotation, molecular function: sulfide:quinone oxidoreductase activity; FAD binding. The record is from RefSeq and is a predicted model, not a curated record. Gene Ontology annotation, cellular component: mitochondrion. The coding region runs from base 178 to 1413 and encodes 411 amino acids. Lineage: Eukaryota; Metazoa; Echinodermata; Echinoidea; Camarodonta; Strongylocentrotidae. The transcript has 9 exons.